Messenger RNA from Helobdella robusta, 1182 nucleotides. RefSeq lists its product as hypothetical. The transcript has a single exon. NCBI's taxonomy places the organism in Eukaryota, Metazoa, Annelida, Clitellata, Rhynchobdellida, Glossiphoniidae. The record is from RefSeq and is a predicted model, not a curated record. The coding region runs from base 1 to 1182 and encodes 393 amino acids.
AUGGUUUAUUCCAAGUAUUUCGUUUUAUCUGCAUUUUAUUACGUUUAUACAUUAUAUUUUUUGAGCUCGGUGUCGUGUAAUAUAAUAGAGCCAGAUUAUUACGACCAAUGGUUAUUUGAAAAUUCGAACGUCACAUCUAGAGACGGGCAAACAGUGCAGUUCAUUGAUGUAAUUGGUGGAGAUGUCAGCGAUGUUAACGUAACAACGGGUGGUACGACAAUGAAUGAUUUCGCAGAUUUGUCUCCAAGUGCCGUCGUAGAUACUGCAGCUCUUUUUAACUCAUCUACUUCUGCUGGUGAAUUGCAAGAAUAUACCCUUAUUAAUACAGAUUUUUCACAGGCGACGACUGCCACUCAAACUUCGGCGAAUAUUGGUGAGAACUUGAUAACUUCUGGAUUAAACGCGUCCUCAACUUCGAAAUCAACUGACCUAUUGCAGUUGAUAAAGGCUGGUACAAUAUUUGUGGCGAACCAAUUUAAAGAAAACAAUAACUUAGACAACAAUCAAGCGAUCAAUCAGAGUGAUUUUAAACUUGCCGACAAUUUAACGACGAUCGUCACCCCCCAAUUGUUAAGUAUAGCUGCAGACGAAUCGUAUGAAAAAAGGAAAUUUACAAUAUUCGACAAUUUAACGACGAUCGUCAUCUCUCAAAUGUCGGAAAUAAAUGCAAACGAAUCGUACGAAGAAUGGAAUUUUGUUGACGACAUGGAAAACAGGACAACAACGUCAGGUACACCUUCCGCUAUUAUGGAGAUAAAAAAAUUAUUGUCGGAAUUUUAUGGUUUGGACACUGAAAUUCUGGCUAUCGAUGCGUCAGUGACAACUGCAGGCCACAUUACGAACCAAAUGGCAAAUGAAAACGUAAGCGAUUCCUACAACGGUACAAUGAAUAGUGGAUCACAACUUACGGAAAUAACGAAAAUAACUUUGAACAAAUCAGAACUUACAGAAACAUCAAAUUUCACUCUAAACAACACCAUCAACUGCUCAAUUUUUUUGCGGUUCCACAGAUCAUCACUGUGCAACAAAGAUUUCGAUGUUUCAAGCGCCGGUUUGAUUUUGAUCGUCGUAGUCGGUUUAGCUUUCACAAUCCUCUUGUUCUUCUGUGUCAUGAAGUUACUUCGCUGUUACAACGUCACUGGAAGAAGCAAAUACAAAUACACGGUACUCACUAACGAAUGA